This is a messenger RNA of Thunnus maccoyii (southern bluefin tuna), 1732 nucleotides long. RefSeq names its product keratin, type I cytoskeletal 18-like. Lineage: Eukaryota; Metazoa; Chordata; Actinopteri; Scombriformes; Scombridae. Gene Ontology annotation, molecular function: structural molecule activity. The transcript is spliced from 9 exons. The record is from RefSeq and is a predicted model, not a curated record. The coding region runs from base 98 to 1615 and encodes 505 amino acids.
GAAUUUCGACCUUGAACCAGUUUGUCCAGGAGUGGUGCUGGGUACCAGGAGCCAAUGGCAUCGCUGGGGUUGGACCCGUGCGUAAAAAACAGUCAUCAUGCCUUCAAACACCGCUGCCAGCAUGUUCGGUGGAGCCGGAGGAAGGGGCGCCAGGGCGUCCGUGGCGAGCUUGGAGGGGCUGCGUAACGUGAUGCGCAACGAGACGGAAAAGGACUCCGCACCUGUGCCGCCCGCCGCUUCUGCAAAACCCGCCGCUUCCCCUGCUCCCGCCGCCCCCGCGGACGACAAGCAGACACUGCGGGGUCUGAACGACCGGCUGUCCGGCUACCUGGGCAGGGUGAGGCAGCUGGAGAAGGAGAACAAGGAUCUGCAGGACCAGAUUGAUGAGAUUUUGGCCAAAAGGAAAACACCUGAGGGACGCAACUGGGAUAAGGUCGAGAAACCGCUGGAGGAGCUCAAGAAGAAGGUCAAAGACAUCGCCAUGGACAAUGCCAAGCUGCUGCUCCAGAUUGACAACACCAAACUGGCCAAUGAGGACUUCAAGACCAAGCUGAAUGAUGAGAAAAAGGCACGGAAGGCGAUAGAAAAAGACCUGGAGGAGCUGAAGAAGACCAUCGAGGAAACCAAGUUGAACCGCAAGCAGACAGAGAAAGAGAUCGAUCUGGUGAAGGAGGAGCUGGCUCGCCUCGAGCAGGAUCACAAAAAUGAGGUGGAUGUCCUGCGUGAGAAGAUCAAGGACUCUGAGGUGAAUGUGGAGCUUGACUCACAGAACUCCAAUCUGGCUGAGAUUCUCGACAAGAUCCGCAGCCAGUACGACAAACUGGCCGAGAAGAACCUGAGGGAGACCGAGGAGUGGUACAGGAGCAAGUUUGACAACAUCAAGGUGGUGGAGGCCCAGAAAUCUGAGGCUUUGCAAUCUGGAAAGACUGAGCUCCAGGAUCUGAUCAAACAGAAACAAUAUCUGGAGAUUAAGAUCCAGACUGCGUACAGCAUGAUCCACAAUCUGGAAGAAACCCUGAGGAUGACCAAAGUGGAGUACGGUCAGCGGCUGUCCCAACUCAACAAGGUGAUCCUGAACCUGGAGGCAGAGCUGAAGGAGGUGAGGUCCCAGGUGGAGCAGCAAGUGGAUGUCAACAAGGACCUGCUUUGUGUCAAGAUGAAGCUGGAGGCAGAAAUCAAUAACUACCAGCAACUGAUGCCCGCCAUGACCACCGAUGGCGACAGCUCGGAGCUUUCUUUAGAGGAUGCGCUGCACAGCGACCAGCGAAAGCCUGAUAAGGUGCCCAAACAGCAAGAAGAGGUAAAAGAAGAGGCCCUUGUGAAGCAAGAAAACUCUUCAUCCGAUAAAUCCACUCCUCCUGAAGCCCCCAAAGCAGAUAAAGAGCUCAUCAAGGCAGAAACAGUUGCUGACAACAGUGAAGCGGCCCCGAUCGAGCCAAGCAAAGCCCCCACUGAAAAGAAGAAACCUAAGACCAAAACUAAGAAGGGAUCAUCCUCUUCUUCUUCCUCCUCCUCCUCCUCCUCCUCCUCCUCUUCCUCAUCUUCCUCUUCCUCCUCUGAGUCCGAGAAUGAAGAUAAAAAGCCCAAGAAUGAGGGUGAAGUGGCCAAAGCUUGAUUAUUUUCAAUGUCACUCAAUCAGGUUUCAUAUUAAACUUCUGUCCUACUGUUACUGUCAAAUCUAUGAAGUUACUUUGAGGUUGUUGAUUUGUAUUUUCUCAGAUAUCAGUGAAAU